AUGGAGGCGGUCGCCAACCCCCGCAUCACGUGCGCGUAUCUCAAUCAGUACGUCGGCAAAAAUGUGAUCAUCGUGGGCAAGGUCAUGCAAUUGCGAGGCGAAGAGGCCAUCAUUGACGCCGAUGGCAACGUUACGGCGCACCUCAACCGCGAGGCACACCUCUCGGCUGGCAACGGCGUUCAGCUCAUUGGCAAGGUGAACCCCGAUCUCUCGAUCAAGGUGCUUAGCUCCAUGGACCUCGGGACCGGCGUCGAUUACGAUCUGGCCAACACAGUUGUCGAGGUUUCGCAGCAGUAUCGGAGUCUUUUUGUCUAUGACUAA
Chaetomium strumarium is the source of this 321-nucleotide messenger RNA. Its product is annotated as replication factor A protein 3. The transcript has 3 exons. The record is from RefSeq and is a predicted model, not a curated record. Gene Ontology annotation, cellular component: site of double-strand break; nucleus; DNA replication factor A complex. Gene Ontology annotation, biological process: DNA replication; double-strand break repair via homologous recombination; base-excision repair. Gene Ontology annotation, molecular function: damaged DNA binding; single-stranded DNA binding. NCBI's taxonomy places the organism in Eukaryota, Fungi, Ascomycota, Sordariomycetes, Sordariales, Chaetomiaceae. Bases 1 to 321 code for a protein of 106 amino acids.